UUUGCUGAAAUUGUCUCAAAAAGAGCCAAGUUUAAUCUCCUUAAAGAAACACCAGUUCAGUCCAUGCAGUCCAUGUUUGGUAUGCUGUUCACCAGCAGAACUCAAGGAGGAUGGUAACGAUGGUUGUUAUGAGAUUAUUGAGCUAAAAUUCUGUUUAUGCAAGUCUUGUUUGGGAGAAGAUUCAUUAGCAGAAACCACAAAAGAUAAUUAUGGUUGUUUUGAGAUUGAGUUAGACUCCAGUUUAAACGACCCCUGUUUGGUUGAUGAUUCAUCAGCAGAACCCACAGAGGAUGAUGAAGAUUGUUUGAAAAAUCAGUUAGAGUUCAGUUUAAAGAACCCUUGUUUGGUAGAUGAUUCAUCAGCAGAUCCCACAGAGGAUGAUGAAGGUUGUUUAAAAAAUCAGUUAGACUCCAGUUUAAACGACCCCUGUUUGGUAGAUGAUUCAUCAGCAGAACCCACAGAGGAUGAUGAAGGUUGUUUGAAAAAUCAGUUAGAGUCCACUUUAAACGACCCCUGUUUGGUAGAUGAUUCAUCAGCAGAACCCGCAGAGGAUGAUGAUGGUUGUUUAAAAAAUCAGGAAGACAACAACAGUUUUGAGAUGGCUGAUCAAUCUUUGCUUUAUUUAUCUCAAAAUGAACAGUCUUCAAUCUCUUUUAAGAAACCUAAGUCCAUUUUAUGCAAACCCUGUCUGGUUGAUAAUUCAUCAGCAGAAGCCACAGAGGAUGAUGAUAGUAAUUUUAAGAAUCAGGUAUUUAGUUAUCAAUAUCAGGAUGGCAAAGAGAACUUUAAGGCUGUUCAACCUUCGCUUGAUUUGUUUGAAAAGAAAAAAUCUUCUAUCCCUUUGAAGGAAAUUAAGGAUAGCAGAGAGAACUUUAAGGCUGUUCAACCUUUACUUGAUUUGUCUGAAAAGAAAAAAUCUUCCAUCCCUUUGAGGAAACUUAAGGAUAGCAGAGAGAGCUUUAAAACUGUUCAACCUUCACUUGAAUUGUCUGAAAAGAAAAAAUCUUCUAUCCCUUUGAGGAAACUUAAGGAUAGCAGAGAGAGCUUUAAGGCUGUUCAACCUUUGCUUGGUUUGUCUGAAAGGAAAAACUUUUCUAUCCCUUUGAGGAAACUUAAGGAUGGCAGAGAAAGCUUUAAGGCUGUUCAACCUUCACUUGCUUUGUCGGAAAAGAAAAAAUCUUCUAUCCCUUUGAAGAAACUCAAGAUUCUCCUGGCUUUUCAGGAUAGCAGAGAGAGCUUUAAGACUGUUCAACCUUUGCUUGAAUUGUCUGAAAAGAAAAAAUCUUCUAUCCCUUUGAGGAAACUUAAGGAUGACAAAGAGAACUUUAAGGCUGUUCAACCUUUGCUUGAUUUGUCUGAAAAGAAAAAAUAUUCUAUCCCUUUGAAGGAAUUCAAGGAUAGCAGAGAGAGCUUUAAAACUGUUCAACCUUCACUUGAAUUAUCUGAAAAGAAACAAUCUUCUAUCCCUUUGAGGAAACUUAAGGAUAGCAAAGAGAACUUUAAGGCUGUUCAACCUUCGCUUGAUUUGUCUGAAAAGAAAAAAAAUUCUAUCCCUUUGAAGGAAUUCAAGGAUAACAGAGGGAACUUUAAGGCUGUUCAACCUUCGCUUAAUUUGUCUGAAAAGAAAAAAUCUUCCAUCCCUUUGAGGAAACUUAAGGAUAGCAGAAAAAGCUUUAUGACUGUUCAACCUUUGCUUGAAUUGUCUCAAAAGAAAAGUUCUUCUAUCCCUUUAAGGAAACUCAAGGAAAGCUUAAGUAUUCAGGAAGUAGAUCAGGACUCCCCAUUUUUAUUGUGUAUGGUGCCGUUACGAUCUUCAUCAAAAGAUUUCCACAAUUUAAACUUAUCAUUAAAUUAAUUAUUGCGUAUACGCUAUAAAUGAUUUAGUCAUUUAAAUGUAUUAGUAUAUUAUUAUUAAAACUUA
Molecule: messenger RNA, 1921 nt
Organism: Hydra vulgaris (swiftwater hydra)
Lineage: Eukaryota; Metazoa; Cnidaria; Hydrozoa; Anthoathecata; Hydridae
Source: RefSeq, a predicted model, not a curated record